GUUAAGGUUAAGUGGAAUAAAGAGGUGUUUUCUGACGUGGAGUUGACGACCGAAGAGUCGCCGGUUGUCUUCAAAGCCCAGUUGUUUGCGUUGACCGGCGUUCACACCGACCGACAGAAACUGCUCUUCAAGGGCUCCACCGUUAAGGACGACCACUGGAACAACAUUCAGAUCAAAGAUGGCAUUACGUUUCUAUUGAUGGGAACCAAAGAAGAACUGCCGGAAGCGCCUAAAGAACAGGUGAAGUUCGUGGAGGACAUGAAUGAGCACGAGUUGGCCAACGCUCUGGAACUGCCGGCCGGUCUCACGAAUCUGGGAAACACUUGUUAUAUGAACGCAACUGUUCAGUGCCUCAGAACUGUUCCCGAACUCAUUGAAUGUCUUAAGAACUAUUCAGGGCGUCUGACAAUAACCGACGGCUCUCUGGAGGCGUCGCAAAGUUUGACGAUUGCAUUGCGAGAUCUGUACGAAGCGAUGGACAAGUCGGCAAAGAUCGCGCCCUUAAUUCUGCUACAAGUGCUUCAUAUGGCGUUCCCUCGGUUUGCAGAGAAGGGCGAGGGAGGGGUUUAUAUACAACAGGACGCCAACGAGUGCUGGACUGAACUCAUUCGUAUGCUUCAGCAAAAGCUCCGCAUAAACACCGGUUCUGGCAAUAACUUCAUUGACCAGUACUUUAGCGGAAGCUUUGAUGUGGAGAUGAAGUGCAUUGAAUGCGAAGACGAACCGCCGGUCCAUUCGACAGAGAAUUUUCUCCAAUUGAGUUGUUUUAUAUCUACGGAUGUCAAGUAUUUACAAUCGGGUCUUAAAUUGAGACUAAAGGAGACGAUUGAGAAGUAUUCGCCGACUUUAGACAAGAACGCGAAAUACGAGAAAAUAAGUACAAUAAGCCGUUUGCCGGCAUAUCUUGCCAUUCAAUUCGUCAGAUUUGAAUACAAAGAGAGGGGUUCUGUGAACGCGAAGAUUCUCAAAGACAUUAAGUUUACGCUCAGUUUAGAUGUGUUUGAGUUGUGUUCGCCCCAACUCCAGGAGAAGUUGAUUCCCAUUCGUCACAAAUUCAAGGAAAUGGCCGAUAAAAAGCUCGAAGAAACCGCAACGAAGACCAAACUGACCGCUCAAACCGACGACGAAUCGAAACCCAAACACAAGCAUAACUACUCAUUCGAUGGCGACAUCGGCUCUAAUAAUAGCGGCUUUUAUGAGUUGCAGGCAGUGCUCACACAUAAGGGACGGUCCAGUUCUAGCGGUCAUUACGUCGGUUGGAUCAGACGGAAAGAGGAUGAGUGGUUCCAAUGCGAUGACGACACCGUCGCUCCUGUCAAGGCUGAUGAUAUCCUUAGGCUAUCGGGUGGAGGUGACUGGCACUGCGCUUAUGUCCUAUUGUAUGGCCCAAGGAUUCUGACAAGUGAUGAGCCCAUAAAUCCUACUGACAUCCAGACUGUCCGCCAAUAGUCUCUCAUUUAAAUAAAC
This is a messenger RNA of Medioppia subpectinata, 1467 nucleotides long. The record is from the annotation of a GenBank genome assembly. NCBI's taxonomy places the organism in Eukaryota, Metazoa, Arthropoda, Arachnida, Sarcoptiformes, Oppiidae.